AUGGCCACAAACUUCUGCGGCUGUUACAAUCAAAUGGCAUCAAGUCUUAAUUUUCUCUUUCCUAUUUCGGUUGUGUAGGAAGUAAUAUUUAAUGGGUCUAUUCUUAGAAUGAAGGUUUAUACAUCCAAUUUUACUGACUGGGUUUUGAAUCGAAGAUUGCGUGACACGCAAUGAACGGUAUAAAUUCACACGAAUCCAAUUUCGAAUUGAAUUGCAACUUUUGCGUCAGUCGCAGUAAUGUCAGUUGACAUUAGUGUAAAUGAGUUAGCAGUUGUUGUCAAAGCACCAACGGUAUUAACUGUUGGCGAAAAUAGUGAAUUGAGAACUGAAAUUGAAAAAAUGGAAAAUACCAUGGAAAAGGUCUCCUCCUCGGCUGGUAUGGAUAUACCGACUUAUUCUAAGGAGGAAUCUACUGACGAAGAGAUGCCGUUUGAGACUGAGCGAAUACCGCUCAAGAGAAAGUCCGAGGAAGACUUAUUGGACCACAAUCAUAAACGACGGAUGACAGAAGGUGAUCAAGCUGAUGACUGGGAAAAUGUAAUCAGUACAACAGGAGAUGAAAAGCAAGAAGGAGAAAACCCAACAGAUGAACAAGAACGCAAGGUUAUUAUCUUGAAGGGAAAUCUACCAAAGCUGGCAUUACCAGAGGGCUGGAUAGCACUUAAUCAUCGCAGUGGAGGAAUCAUUUAUCUCCAUAAGCCGUCAAGAGUGUGCACAUGGUCUCGUCCUUAUCACAUUGGUGGAGGAAGCGUCAGGAAACAUGAUGUACCAUUGGCUGCAAUUCCAUGCCUCCACCAGAAAAAGGGAAUAAAUCAAGAGAAUACUGAAGAAACAAAAUCAGAGAAUGGUACCUCCAAAUCAAAAAACCCAGCAGGUUCGAUAUUAAAUGCUCUGAAUACCCAGGAUGUUGAAAAAUGUGUUGCAAAUACCAGCGUAGUAAAAAAUACCAGUGAAGAACAAGAAGAAACUACUGACAGCAAUAAGAAUACUCCACCAACUUUGGAGUUAUUAGACAUUGGAGAACUUGGAAGUUACCUUUCGACCAUAUGGGAGUUUCAAACCCUUACAUCAGAACAAGAACGGUAUGCUGUGAUGGCUUUGCCACAGACUGAAGAUGAUGUUGAAUUACCUUCCAGUCUGGAGUGUUUAUCAUAUUCAGUAAAAGGUGCAGAGAAUGGAAAGAGCCCCAGUAAAUAUUGUCUGUUGAAUGCUGGUGGUAAAACACCGGUGGCUAUCUUACAUGAGUAUUGUCAACGAAUUUUGAAAUCCAAACCAGUUUAUCUUGCAAGUGAAAGUGCAAGUUCAGAUAGUCCCUUUGUGGCAGAGGUACAAAUAGAUGGCAUCAAAUAUGGCUCUGGAACUGGUUCCAGUAAGAAAAUAGCUCGCCAGAUUGCUGCUGAAUCUACUCUUGAAGUUCUGUUACCAGGGAUGUUUAAAAAAAUUCGCGAUUAUCAGAUUUCUGAUGCCGAGCUAGAGUUUUUUGAUCAAGUAGACAUAUUGAACCCUCGGCUUUUCGAGUUUUGCUCAAAAACUUCUCUCCCCAGUCCCUCGCAAAUCCUCGAGGAGUGUCUAAGAAGGAAUCAAGGUAUCUGCUCAUCCAUUGAGUUUAAAACAGUCUGCGGACAGAACAAAAGUCUAUCAUUUAUUAUAACAUGUGGCAAGCACACUGCAACGGGUCCUUGUAAAAACAAACGAAAUGGCAAGCAGUUAGCGUCACAGCACAUCCUCAAAAAACUGCAUCCUCAUCUCGAAAAAUGGGGAGCACUUAUUCGGAUCUACUGCGACAGACCCACGGGGUCAAUAAAAAAGUACAAAAAAGAUGACAGUGAAACAGCCAACGAGAAAUCAGGGGGCAACUCUUCUACAAAUACUGAUUUACUCGAGCGUCUCAAAAGCGAGAUGAGAAAAAUGUAUUCUGAGAAUGAAAACGCAAACAGGAUGGACGCUAUGGAUAAACCAGCAGAACCAGUGUUUACUGUGACCAUCUAAAGAUGGUAGAAUUCGGUCAAAAUUAAAUUAGAUUCAACAGGAAAUAGCUAUAAAUGUUACAUUUUAAUGUUUUAUGAAUCUUUUCAAUGGGAAAUAAAGAGAUUUUGAUUUUUCUUGA
Messenger RNA from Stylophora pistillata, 2107 nucleotides. Its product is annotated as microprocessor complex subunit DGCR8. Gene Ontology annotation, cellular component: microprocessor complex. Lineage: Eukaryota; Metazoa; Cnidaria; Anthozoa; Scleractinia; Pocilloporidae. Gene Ontology annotation, molecular function: primary miRNA binding; identical protein binding; double-stranded RNA binding. The record is from RefSeq and is a predicted model, not a curated record. Gene Ontology annotation, biological process: primary miRNA processing.